This is a messenger RNA of Schistocerca americana (American grasshopper), 2938 nucleotides long. RefSeq names its product cytochrome P450 6j1-like. NCBI's taxonomy places the organism in Eukaryota, Metazoa, Arthropoda, Insecta, Orthoptera, Acrididae. The transcript has 9 exons. The record is from RefSeq and is a predicted model, not a curated record. Gene Ontology annotation, molecular function: iron ion binding; oxidoreductase activity, acting on paired donors, with incorporation or reduction of molecular oxygen; heme binding. Bases 72 to 1616 code for a protein of 514 amino acids.
UGUGUCGCACCCGCGCUGGAACGGCCGUCGCAUUCUGUGCCAGACCAGUUUUGUGGUAGACUGCGACCGCCAUGUCCCUCGACUGGUGCACUACAGGCGCCCUUGUGGUUCUUGCAAUGUGGCUGCUGUGGAAAUACCUGUCGUGGAACCACGGCUACUGGCAGAGACUGGGGGUUCCCUGCCCAGAACCAUCUGUGCCAUUUGGAAACAUGAAACAUGCAAUGCUCGGCAAGAAACACAUCACGGAGGUCAUCAGAGACGUCUACUGCCAGAUGGAAGGCGAGCCGUUCUGUGGCUUCUACCGCUUCCGGGAGCCGCUGCUGCUUGUGAGGGACGCCGAUCUGGCGAGGACGAUGCUCGUCAGGGACUUCACGUCGUUCCAUGACAACAGCUUCCACGUCGACGAGAACCUCGAUCCGUUGUUCGCGAGGAAUCCAUUCUUUCUUAAAGGUGAAAAGUGGAGGAAGCUACGGUCGCAGCUGAGUCCGUCCUUCACGGCGAGCCGCCUGAAGCCGAUGUUCCUGCUGAUGAAGGAGGUGUGUGACGACCUGGUGCGGGUGCUCAAGGACCACUCCAAGGCUAGCGGAGAUGGUGUCGAGGCUCUGGGGAUAUGUAUGCGAUACACGACUGACGUAGUUACUUCCUGUGCUCUGGGGAUCAAAGGAGGCGCCCUCGAUGACCAGAAGUCGGAAAUGUUGGAGAUGUUCAGCCUGAUUUUGGAGCCCAACACCAACAGCUCCAUCAGGUUCAUGAUCACCAGUGCCUGUCCUCGGUUGGCAUCACUUUUCCACCUGAGGUUGAUGCCGGAGGAGGUGCACAAUUUCCUACGCAGCGUCGUGGGCCAGACGGUGGCUCGCCGCCAACAUGACGGUGUCUACCGCAACGACUACCUGCAGAUGCUGGUGGAGCUCAAGACCAAGGGAUACCUGGACGGCGCGGGGCAGGUGCUCGCCGACAAAUCUGUCUUCACGGACCUGGACAUAGCGGCGCAAGUAACGACUUUCAUGACGGACGGCGUGCACACCAGCUCCACGGCCAUGUCGUUCGUACUGUACGAGUUGGCGCUCCACCCAGACGUGCAGCAGCGGCUGCGGCAGGAGCUGCAGGAAGCUCUCAGCAAGCACGGAGGGCAGCUCGGCUACGACGUCAUCCAAGAGGCCACUUACCUGGACAUGGUCAUCUCAGAGACGCUGCGGCUGUUCCCUCCUGGAGGGCACCUGGAGAAGACGUGCACGGCGGCCUACCCACUGACGACAGCUGCCGGCCGCUCCGUGACGCUGCAGCCCGGCACCACAGUGGUCGUCUCCAUCUUCGGCCUGCACCGCGACCCUCGCUACUUCCCAGAGCCGGACGUCUUUGACCCUGAACGUUUCUCACCAGACAACAAGGAUCGCACCUCGAUGCAAGCGUUCACACCUUUCGGAUUGGGACCACGCUCCUGCUUGGGUCAGCGAUUUGCACUGUCACAGGUCAAGAUGGGCUUGGCGGCCAUAGUUCUCAGCCUGGAAAUAUGUUGCACACCACUUACCUCCAAGUCUGUCGAGAUGGAUCCCAAGUCUCUUCUGACUGCCAACAAGAAUGGCUUAUGGCUUGCUUUCCGACCUCUCCCUGCAUAGGCGAGGAAGACUGACGAAUAAAAUUAAUGUCAAAUUGUUCAUGUUAAUUUGUAUAUCUUUGUAUGGGUUAAAAAAACUGCACUUCAAUAAAAGAGCUUGUUUCGUUCGAGUUUUCCUCUUGAGAACAUUUUAUGUCUGGUUUUCUUCAAUUAGUGUAUAGAAAUCAUUAACAUCACCAGAUUAUGACUGAUUUUUAACGUAAUGUUGGAAUAAAGAUUACUAGCUUUGGACAACGUUACUAUCUUAGAGCGUAAUUGCAGCAAAACUGAUCUACUGGUGUAAAUGAAUAAAUAACAGAUGGUCGUGAACAACUUUAAUCAUCUGGCUAACUAUUUAUUAAUAACAAUUAUUUUGUCGCAGUUACGUUGGAACAACUGCAGAUUCUACAUUUAUGCGUCUACCUGUGAUUUAUGAAGUUUGUUUUCAAUAGUUUAGGACUUCUGUUCAUAUUUAUUUGGACCUGAAGAAGCAUUGAGAAUAUUUGAUAUAAUAGAAGCUACAGCAGAAAAUUGUUUCUGUUCCUUAGGGCUGGAUUAGAUAUUUCCCAAGAGGAGAAGGUGCCUGAAAAUUUUAGUUCUCCUCAUAGGAAACCAAUUAUUUUCGGAAUUCAGCUUAACAUCUAUGUUUUUUUCAUAUUGUGGGGUAAGUUCUGUCUGAAAUGAUGUGAAUAAAAAUAUGAUUCAGAGAAUGAACAUUCGAUUUUGCAAGAGAGUGUGUACUACAAUGUAAAUUCUUGGCUGAUUAAAAUUACUGUUUAAAACUGGUCAACAAAUGAGAUAAUGAUAAAUGUAUACAUAAUCGAUUUUAUAUUAUUGAUUCAACAAAGUGACUGGACACUUCACAUCUAUCUGACAGUUAAGGAACAGAGAAGACAUCAGUGAAGAAAUUAUAUGUUGUACUGAUUACCAUUUAAUAUUGCAACCACUAUAUCAUAACUUACUAUGUCGGGAACAUAUUAACACGUCGUCUGCUACAUGCUUAGUAAUAGAUGUUGCACUGCCAGGCCAAGAGGGGCUACAGUCUUAGGCAUGAGACUCUGUUAUGGGUGACAACAGCCAUACGGCAAUCAACAUAUUAAAUGAAAACUUUUUUUGUUCUGAUCUUUGUGUUAUAUACAUACGAAAUUGAAUACUAAGUACUUUCUUAUGAGUUUUAACUGAAGAUGAUCUAUAUAUUCAAAUGUUAUAUUUUCCAUUAAUGUAUGAUUAUAUAUUUAUUAUACUUUCAGAAUAAUUUAAUCAAAGGCUGAACAGUCAUUUAUUUCUGUUACUCCAUACAUACCAUAAUAAUAUGGAAGUGUUUCAAAUACAGAGGUUCUUAUU